Brachypodium distachyon (stiff brome) is the source of this 2420-nucleotide messenger RNA. Its product is annotated as cytochrome P450 714B2. Gene Ontology annotation, molecular function: oxidoreductase activity, acting on paired donors, with incorporation or reduction of molecular oxygen; heme binding; monooxygenase activity. Lineage: Eukaryota; Viridiplantae; Streptophyta; Magnoliopsida; Poales; Poaceae. The coding region runs from base 738 to 2279 and encodes 513 amino acids. The record is from RefSeq and is a predicted model, not a curated record. The transcript has 5 exons.
CUACUAGCAAUUCUCUGAAGCCAGCCAAUAAAAAUGAAAAUCCUCCUAGUCGAAACAAGCAAGUGCAUGUGCAUGCUGAUCGGCACGCAUCAUGUUUGCACCACGGACGGCAUCGUGCGCCACAACUACACCGCCCCGUCAAGAGGUGGGUACGGCGUCACUAAUCAGAAAUUCUUUCUUUUUGGCCGACUUUGCUGGAUAAGGCCAGGAGGGAUAUUUUUCUUCUUCUUCUUCCAUAUUUGAGAGCUGCAGUACAUCCUAGAUAUACGUCUGACUGUUCAUCAAUUAUAUAGGGGCAUGCAUACAUGCCAGAACGGGAUCCUUUUGAAUCAUCAAGGUGGAUCGCCAGUGAGGAGAUUAAAAAAAGGAAGAAGCAAACACUGGAUAAGCACAUGAGUUGAUUUUACCCUUUGGCAGGGCCGGGCAUCCAUACACACACCACACGGCAUGUGAGUGCGACGUCCCUUGCUUCUUGAACUUCGUUUCUGGCAUGGGGGAGCUCGGCCGGUCUAUGACAAAGUUGGCAUUUGGACUCUACCACCUUUCCCCACUUGAUUUCCACACCAUAUAACACACUAACCAAGCUCGCUAACUUCUUCACCCAUCAGUCGUCACACACAUACUCUCUGCGGGCACUCACAUAGAGAGGAGUGCAGAGAUCAAGUUGUGCGUGUGACAGAGGAGACAAAAUAGAGAAUAAGUAGGGAGGGAAGAUAGAGAGCUAGCAGGGAGGGAAGAUGGAGGUGGGCAUGGUGAUGAAGGCGUCUCUGAGCCUGUGCUGCGUGGGGGCGUGCUGCCUCGCGCUCUACCUCUACUACAUCGUCUGGGUGGUGCCUCAGAGGCUGCUCGCCGGGUUCAGAAGGCAGGGGAUCGGCGGGCCGCGCCCGUCCUUCCCUUACGGCAACCUCGCCGACAUGAAAGAGGCGGUCGCCGCCGCCAAGGUGGCAAGCCGAGGCGUCGGCGGCAUCGUGCACGACUACCGCCCCGCCGUGCUGCCCUUCUACGAGAAAUGGAGAAAAGAGCACGGCCCCGUGUUCACUUACUCCAUGGGGAACGUGGUGUUCCUUCACGUGAGCCGGCCGGACGUGGUCCGGGACAUCAACCUCUGCGUCUCGCUGGACCUCGGCAAGAGCUCCUACCUAAAGGCCACGCACGAGCCCCUCUUCGGCAGGGGCAUACUCAAAUCCAACGGCCAGGCCUGGGCCCACCAGAGGAAGAUCAUCGCACCCGCGUUCUUCCUCGACAAGGUCAAGGGAAUGGUGGAUUUGAUGGUGGAUUCUGCGCAAACACUGCUCAAGUCAUGGGAAGAGAGGGUAGACGGAAAUGGCGGGACCGUAAACAUCAAGAUUGAUGAUGACAUAAGAGCCUACUCUGCAGAUGUGAUCUCCAGGACAUGCUUCGGAAGCAGCUACAUCAAAGGAAAGAAAAUAUUUUUGAAGCUAAGAGAACUGCAGAAGGCCGUCUCCAAGCCAAAUGUGCUAGCUGAAAUGACCGGCCUAAGGUUGUUUCCUACAAAGAAGAACAGGCAGGCAUGGGAGCUUCACAGACAAGUGCACAAACUAAUACUAGAAAUUGUGAAGGAAAGCGGAGAAGACAAAAACUUACUGAGUACAAUUCUUCAUAGUGCAAGCAGCAGCAAGGUGGGCCUCGGCGAGGCAGAGAACUUUAUAGUCGACAACUGCAAGAGCAUAUAUUUUGCAGGAUAUGAGAGCACAGCUGUAACAGCUGCCUGGUGCCUAAUGCUCCUUGGACUGCACCCAGAAUGGCAAGACAAGGUGCGAGAAGAAGUGCAGGAGGUUUGUGGGGGCCGGCCAAUCGACUCCCAAUCACUUCAGAAAAUGAAGAAUCUGACAAUGGUAAUCCAGGAAACUCUGCGAUUGUACCCAGCAGGUGCCUUUGUAUCAAGGAUGGCCCUUCAGGAGCUGAAGCUUGGGGGUGUAAACAUACCAAAAGGUGUCAACAUUUACAUUCCUGUCUCCACAAUGCACCUUGAUCCCAAGCUGUGGGGUGCUGAUGUUAAAGAGUUCAACCCAGAACGCUUCUCCGAUGCUCGACCCCAGCUACAUUCUUACCUGCCGUUUGGCGCCGGUGCUCGGACCUGCCUUGGCCAAGGAUUCGCUACGGCUGAGCUCAAGAUACUGAUAUCUCUCAUCAUCUCCAAGUUUGCACUGAAGCUCUCGCCACUGUACGAGCAUUCUCCAACACUGAAACUCGUUGUGGAGCCUGAGUUUGGUGUUGACCUCACCUUAACGAAAGUGCAAGGUGCUUGUAGAUGCUAAGAUGGGCAUUGCGAUUUGGAUAUAAUAAUGUUACUUCCCAUCCUGAAUGGUUGAAAGAAAAUUAUACUUGAAUGAAUGCAGCUUCAAAAAGAUGUACAUGUACAUACAGAGCUCCAUAUUAUUCAGGUUUGAUCUUUCUCG